AUGUCACUUGAUGCUAACAACCAUGUAUUCGUUAUUGCAUAUGCUGUUACAAGAGCAGAAAAUACAGAGAACUGGAUGUGGUUCUUAACUCGACUUCAGGAUGAUUUGGGAGACCAUCAAGUGCGCGGAUGGAAUCUCAUGUCCGACCAACAGAAGGGACUUAUGCGUGCAGCAAAGGAAGUCAUGCCCUAUGCACACCAUAGAAAUUGUGUGUUGCACAUUUGGAAGAAUCUUCAACAAAAAUUCAAUAACAAACAGGUAAAGGGACUGUUAUGGCAUGCUGCCAAGUGCACUACUCAGGUGCAGUUCAAAGCAUCAAUGGAGAAGUUUAAAAGUGAGUGCCAUGGAGGAUGGGAGUAUAUGAAUCAAUUUGACCCAACAGCUUGGUGCAAGGCAUAUUUCAGUCAUGGUCCGAAGAAUGACAGCCUCACCAAUAACAUGUGUGAGGUUUGGAAUUCUAUGAUAGUUGAGGCUAGGGAGAAGCCGAUUCUAACAAUAUGUGAAGAGAUAAGGUGUACAAUAAUGAAAAAGAUGGCCAAGCACAAGAGGAUUCUAGGGAGGUGCACUGGGAAACUGGCACUAGUGCAGCAGUGGAGACUUGACAGGCACAUUAAACCACAGAGUCAUAAAUGGAAUGCACAAUGGAGCGGAGAUAAUAACAAGGUUCUAUUUGAAGUUACUAGGAGAAAACACAAAUUGGGUGUCAAUCUCCAACAACAUACAUGCACUUGCAAUGCAUGGCAGUUAAUAGGGAUGCCAUGUGUCCACACAGUUGCUGCUAUCUCUAAGUUGAGAAUUAAGGCUUCCGAAGACUUUGUGAGCCCUUAUCUCACUAUGGAUGCUGUGAGGAAAACAUAUGACUUGUGUGUAAAUCCGGUGAACAGCGAAAAAUUUUGGGAGAAGACAGACCAUCCAAAGCCACAACCCCCCAGGAUAGUAAGACCAGCUGGUCGUCCAAAGAAACGCAGGACUGAAUCCGGUGCACCCCCUCCCCCUCCAGUGAUUGGCGACAAAGUGAGAAGAACUUUUUAG
Messenger RNA from Arachis duranensis, 1032 nucleotides. RefSeq lists its product as uncharacterized. The transcript has 3 exons. Bases 1 to 1032 code for a protein of 343 amino acids. Lineage: Eukaryota; Viridiplantae; Streptophyta; Magnoliopsida; Fabales; Fabaceae. Gene Ontology annotation, biological process: DNA transposition. The record is from RefSeq and is a predicted model, not a curated record. Gene Ontology annotation, molecular function: transposase activity; zinc ion binding; DNA binding.